UCAAUAUGGCGGACGGAUUUUAGAAGUCUUGUGUUGUUUUUUUUUCGUGGAUUCAUCAGAAGGAACAGUUCGUUGAUAUUUCUAGAGAAGAGUAAGACAGUAUUUCCCAAUCAUAAGGCAUGUCAAAAUUAUUCAUCACUCGUAGUGGUUUUCGAACAAUUUGGAAGAGAAAUGGCAAUGGCUGUUGCGUUAUUCAGACCGUCAGUCGAUCAACCCAAGUACGGUUCUCUUCUGGUAAUGGCCAGAACGUAGUAAAGCAAUCCUCAAGGAUAAAAUGGUUUUGGAUGCCGGCUGGGUUUGGAUUUGCUCUAAUCUCGGUCAUUCAACUUCGUCACAUUCAACAGCGUGAGAGACGGAGGCACGCCCCCCUUGAGGGAGUGGCGACCCAAAGUGGUAUACCCCCCUGGCAGGUGAACUUGUUCAAAGUUCUUCCAACUCGUGCAUUGUCGAGAUUUUGGGGCUCUGUUCACGACAUUGAAUUACCGACCGUGUUAAGGGGUCCUGUGGUACGCCUGUGGACUUGGGCAUUCAACUGUUGUUUGGAAGAGGCAGAAGAAACAGAUCCGAGCAAAUACAAGAAUCUUGGAGAGUUUUUUACCAGGAAACUGAAGCAAGGUUCACGGGAUAUUGAUAAAAAUAGUGAGCUGGUUAGUCCAGUUGAUGGCCGUAUUUUACAUUUUGGGAAGGUCACAGAUGGAAAACUCGAACAGAUUAAGAGUGUCCCAUACAGCCUUGAGAGCUUUCUCGGGCAGUCGACGCUGUCAAAUGCUGACCACCCAACUCCAGACAAUCAGCUUUAUCAAUGUGUGUUGUAUCUGGGUCCUGGAGAUUGCCACCACUUUCAUUCUCCAGCAGAGUGGGACAUUGAAACUCGAAGACAUUUUCCAGGCAAGCUGUAUUCGGUGUCGCCUUGGGUUUUGAAGGGCUUUCGAGAUGUGUUUUGCACUAACGAGCGAGUCUCGUUAUAUGGUAAUUGGAAACAUGGCAUCUUCACAAUGACAGCUGUUGGUGCUUACAAUGUUGGGUCAAUUAACGUCCACUUUGAUGAUGAAUUGAGGACCAAUCAGAAGACAGGCGAAAUGGACAAGUUUCAUGAAAGGAAGUUCAAUAAAAGCAAGUUUCUUGGGCGAGGUGAUCACAUUGGUUGGUUUGCAAUGGGAUCUGCUGUUGUUUUGAUUUUUGAGGGACCGAAAGAUUUUGAAUUCACAGUUAAGAUUGGACAGAAUAUCAAGUUGGGACAGUCACUAGGCUGCAAAAGGCUUGCAGGAAGACAGGAUUGUUGUUAAUAAGUGUAGAUUUGGUUUAUAAGUUAAUAAAUAAAUGUUAGUUUCAGAGAUGAUUUCACUUAUUGCAGGAAACCUUCUUUUAUCAAUAAGAACAACAACUUAAAAAGUAUGCAAGAAUAUCGAAUUUGUUCUAGCUCUUAUCUAUCGAUAUAUAAAGAUUGUUUAUUAUGUAUUUAGCUUGGAAAGCAAGAAGAUGAACAAAAAUAUACCACUGC
Dendronephthya gigantea is the source of this 1501-nucleotide messenger RNA. RefSeq names its product phosphatidylserine decarboxylase proenzyme, mitochondrial-like. The coding region runs from base 120 to 1286 and encodes 388 amino acids. NCBI's taxonomy places the organism in Eukaryota, Metazoa, Cnidaria, Anthozoa, Malacalcyonacea, Nephtheidae. Gene Ontology annotation, molecular function: phosphatidylserine decarboxylase activity. The record is from RefSeq and is a predicted model, not a curated record. Gene Ontology annotation, biological process: phosphatidylethanolamine biosynthetic process. Gene Ontology annotation, cellular component: mitochondrion. The transcript is spliced from 2 exons.